Messenger RNA from Carya illinoinensis, 1133 nucleotides. RefSeq names its product endo-1,3;1,4-beta-D-glucanase-like. The transcript has 7 exons. NCBI's taxonomy places the organism in Eukaryota, Viridiplantae, Streptophyta, Magnoliopsida, Fagales, Juglandaceae. The record is from RefSeq and is a predicted model, not a curated record. Gene Ontology annotation, molecular function: hydrolase activity. The coding region runs from base 125 to 961 and encodes 278 amino acids.
CUGACCAACUACCAUUCUACAGUUGUCGUGUCCAAGGUUCCGUUUCCAUGUUCAAACGUUAGGACGACAUUUUUUGCUUCAAAUAGCACCGGCAAGCAUAACUGUUGCAUUCAUCGUGGUUCAGAUGGCUCGUCUCCCGAAGCUAAUUCCCUUUUUAUCUUCAACGAUCUCCAAGCUAGCUUUCCUUCUCUCUCUUGCCAUCCUUCUAUCUCUUCCUCUCGGUUUCUAUUCUGAGGACGGCACCUUUAGCCGUCAUUGCUUGGAGAACCCUCCAGUAGUUAACUCCAGCUAUGGAGCUGGGUCAGUACAAAACAUUGGAGGCCACAAGGCUUACGUUAGUGGCCAUCUUCAUUCCAAGCUUGCAAUCAUACUUGUUUCUGACGUUUAUGGAUAUGAAGCUCCGCAUUUGAGGAAAAUCGCUGACAAGGUUGCUGAAUCUGGAUUCUAUGCUGUGGUUCCUGACUUCUUCUUUGGAGAUCCCUUUGUAGCCAAUACUUCGAGGACAGUCCAAGAAUGGUUAAAAACUCAUGGAACAGAUGAAGGAUCCAAAAAUGCUACGCGAAUAAUUGCUGCUCUGAAAGGGAAUGGCAUACUUGCAGUUGGAGCGGCAGGGUUUUGCUGGGGUGGCAAUGUGGUUGUGAAAGUGUCAAAGACUUAUAACAUUAAAGCUGCGGUGUUGUUACACCCUUCAUGGGUCACUCUGGAUGAUAUUGAGGCUGUCAAGGUUCCUCUUUCCAUAUUGGCUGCUGAAUUAGACAAGGGCACUCCAGCCAACCUUCUCAAACAGUUUGAGGAGGCCCUGUCCAAGAAUAAGGUUGAUAAUUUUAUCAAGAUAUUUCCUAAUGUUAAGCAUGGAUGGACAGUAAGGUACAACGAUACCGAUCCAGUGGCUGUGAAGGCUGCUGAAGAAUCCCAUCAAGACAUGUUGCAUUGGCUGACCAAGUAUCUCAAGAAAACAUAAUGGUCCCUGGAAAUGAAAGCAAUCUGAAUCCUGUUUGUAACCCUAGAAAUUGUUGAGAUGAAAUGUAAUGAACCUCAAAAACUUCUUUUUGGGGUCCAAGAAUAAAUCUUAAUGUGUUGUUAGCUUGUUUAAAAAAAUAAUAUUAUAAAUAUAAGUGGAUGUCUUUCAUUUA